Messenger RNA from Rubroshorea leprosula, 1168 nucleotides. Lineage: Eukaryota; Viridiplantae; Streptophyta; Magnoliopsida; Malvales; Dipterocarpaceae. The record is from the annotation of a GenBank genome assembly.
UUGUGCAAUAUAGCAAACAGAUAUCAUGGGAAUCCACACCUGCAACAGGGUAACCUCCCUUGUUUUCCUUGUUUUCCUUGCUUCUUUACAUUCUUCACUUCCCCUUGCUUCUGCCUCUAGUGAAGAAGCAAAUGCUCUUCUCAAAUGGAAAUCCAGCCUCCAAAAUAAAAGUCAGUCUGUACUAUCUACGUGGACUGUGCUUCCGCACAAUGCAACCAACUCCAAACCAAGUACCGGGCCCUGCACCUGGUUUGGAGUUUCUUGCAAUGCCCAAGGAAGUGUUGCUAGAAUGAAUCUUAGUGUUUCUGGUAUAUCAGGUACGCUUGAUGAGUUUCCUUUUAUGUCUCUCCCUGACCUCACACAUGUUGAUUUCUGUAUCAACAAUAUGUCUGGGGUUAUUCCACCUCAAAUUAGUUACCUUUCCAAGCUUGUCUAUCUUGAUUUUUCCACCAAUCAAUUUUUUGGGACAAUCCCACCAGAAAUUGGCCUACUACAGCAUCUUGAGAUCCUCCACCUUGCUGAGAAUCAUUUCAACGGCUCAUUUCCUCAAGAAAUAGGUCAGCUGAAGUCUCUUAAGGAGCUUGAUAUGUACACCAACAACUUAGAGGGUCCCAUACCUGCAUCUCUAGGCAACUUGACCAAUCUGGCUUGGUUAUCUCUCUCUAGCAGUUCCUUCUCUGGUUCCAUUCCCCCAGAAAUGGGAAAUCUCUCUAGCUUGGUUGAACUUUACCUAGACAACAACCUUUUAACUGGUGCAGCCAUUUUGUCAUUAGCAGUUCUUGGGAUCAUCUUCAGCUUCAAAAGAAAGAUGAGAUACUCACAUUUCUCAGUAACCGUAUCUUCAAACACAUGUUCGACUAGAGGAGGUGUUGGAUCAGAGGUUUCCAAGUCCAUCGCCAGGAGUCCAAGACAAGCUGAGGUUGAUCAUGGAGGCCGCAUCUUCAUGCUUAAAUGCCAAUCCCGAAUCUCGACCAACCAUGUACUCGGUCUCCCAGAUGUUUUCCACCUGAGACUAUUCCUUCCACAACUUCAAGAUCUUCAUCAUUACGUCUGCUGAGUUUAUUUUCCUUUUAGUUUUUGCAAAAUAAUAAGAUCUCAAAACAAAUCAAUAAUUGGCAUACAUUAGUUAUUUAAUGAUAUAAUAUAAUUAUAAAUUUGUAAUGUUACA